AUGGCGACUAAUGAUCCGCUUUCUCCCAAAUCCAAUGUAAGUAAGCCAUCUAUUGGUAGGAAAAGAUCAGUAGUUUGGGAUUAUUUUACAAAGAUUCGUACUGAGGAUAAGUCGAAACCUAGGGCUUCAUGUAACCUUUGUGGGAUGACUUAUGCUUGUGAUCCUAAUAUAAAUAGCACAAAAUCAAUGUUAGGACACUUGGAAAAAACAUGUAAGAAGUCUCCACUUAGGAAAGUAGAUAGAAACCAAUCUAUAUUGGGUUUCCAGUCUGGAUCAAGCAGUAGGGGGCUUGUACCUAUUUCUUUUAGUGUUGAGGCGUGUAGAGAAGUUUUAGCAGAAAUGUUGGUUAUUGAUGAGCUUCCUUUUAAACAUGUGGAAGGGGAGGGAUUUAAGAAAUUCAUGCUUGUUUUGCAACCUAAAUGGAAUGUAAUUCCAUUACGUGUAACGGUUGCAAAAGAUAUUUAUAAACUUUAUUUGAUAGAGAAAGACAAUCCGAAAAAUGCUCUUAAAGGGCAGCGCAUUUGUCUAACCACGUAUACAUGGGCAUCUGUGUAA
Messenger RNA from Juglans microcarpa x Juglans regia, 555 nucleotides. RefSeq names its product zinc finger BED domain-containing protein RICESLEEPER 3-like. Gene Ontology annotation, molecular function: DNA binding. The record is from RefSeq and is a predicted model, not a curated record. The transcript has a single exon. The coding region runs from base 1 to 555 and encodes 184 amino acids. NCBI's taxonomy places the organism in Eukaryota, Viridiplantae, Streptophyta, Magnoliopsida, Fagales, Juglandaceae.